UUUCCCUGAAAAAAGACCGUCUAACAUAAGUUUGGCCAGAUAUAAAGAAUCGUGAAGUUCCUUGGUUAUUUCGGUGAUGAAUUCGAAGUUUAAACGUGGACUUGCGUGUGACAAUCUGUGAAUGACUUUGGAUAAAUAGUUGAGAUAGAAGCUGGAACUAAGCUAAACCUAAUGCAACGCUAAUUCACGGUGCAUUAAGUUAUGGUCGAAGCAAGUUUGUAAUUAUUGAAUGCUUUUGAAUGAUCGUUCAAGGUAUCUGGAAUAUAAGCCAGAGUUAAGUUAAAUCCAAUUCGAAGAUAAUUUAUGGUGCGUCGAAUUAAGGUUGAAGCUCGCGUGUGGUAAUCAUUGGAUGAUUUUGAAUUAUAGGUCGAAGCGUGCGGAAUAUAAGCUAGAAUUAAGUUAAUUGAAAGCUACGUUGUGCAGUGUCAAGACGAAGUUGGUGCUUGUGCGUGGAAAUUAUCAAUUGUUAAUGCAAAGUUAAUUGAAAUAUGAGCGAAAUGUAGCUCUUUGAGCGGCAAAUUGGAUAAGUUGAAAUUGAAUUUGCUAUGUAAAAAGUGGUAAACGCGUUAAGAAGAAAGAAACCUAAUAAAAAUUUAGUCCUUUGAGUAGCAAAGUCAUGUAUAGCGAGCCGUUUAUUCUCAGCGUCAUAAAAGUAACGCAGUUGGACUGUGGGGAUUAAUAGAAAGAGUGUGAACGAGGAAAUUUUAUGAGACGCUGAUUAACGUGGUUCGAUCGUAACACUUUUGGAUUUUAGUUCAAUGUUCGGGGGUUGGUAGGUUACGUAACGUGCAGCUAUAGAAGGGUCGUCGAUGGUGCAGAAGCGAUACACUUUCAGUGUAACCCUGAAUCCUAUUUCUUCUUCUUGGAAAUUAUAACAUCGAUUUUCUUUCUUCGUGUGACGAGGGGAUGAAAAGAGAAGUCAGCGACAAGGAAGCAAGGAAGUCAGUAAACACAGACGACAGAAUUUUUUAAGAAAGAAGCAACCUUAUUUCCGGCGUAACAGAAGCGGCACGAGAGACUAAUCGACAAAGAGAAAAUGGAGAACGCCAAGGAGGAGACGAUAAACAUGCAGCUGAUCGGUUCCGAGAGUCCGUACAAAGUUAAUAAUGAAAUCGCCGGAAGUGGUAUAAAUGCAUCGGAAGUUCCAAUAUCGCCGACCACAAGCCCAGAAGAUUACGACCCUCACAAACAUCGAAAUAGGCCAAAUCCGACAUCAAACGCGGAGACUUUGAUACAUUUAUUAAAAGGAAGCCUGGGCACCGGAAUACUCGCGAUGCCAAACGCGUUCUGCAACAGCGGCCUCGUGACUGGUGUUAUAUCCACAGUGAUCAUAGGGGUGUUGUGCACUUAUUGUUUGCACGUACUAGUGAAAGCUCAGUACAGACUGUGUAAACGGUUAAGAGUUCCUAUAUUGAGUUAUCCACUGAGUAUGAAGCACGCUCUAGACCAAGGGCCUUGGUGUGUCCGAUGGUUCGCACCCUACGCGCCAGGACUCGUAGACGGGUUCAUGAUUGUGUAUCAAUUGGGAAUAUGCUGCGUUUAUAUCGUAUUUGUAGCGUCGAAUAUCAAGCAGGUGGCAGACCAGUACUGGGAACCUUUGGAUGUUAAAAUCCAUAUGCUGAUUUUAUUGCUACCGCUGAUUUUGAUCAAUUACGUUAGGAACCUCAAAUUACUGGCACCGUUCUCCACCUUGGCGAACGCAAUCACGUUCGUUGGACUGGCGAUGAUCCUAGUGUACAUGUUUGACGAUCUACCGUCGAUCAGCGAAAGAGAAAUGUUCGGUUCACUGAAAAAUUUCUCACUUUACUUCGGCACCACGUUAUUCGCUCUGGAAGCUGUCGGUGUGAUAAUCGCACUGGAGAACAAUAUGAAGACUCCACAAUAUUUCGGAGGGUAUUUUGGCGUUUUGAACAUAGGAAUGACGGUGAUCGUAGCCCUGUAUAUUCUUAUAGGGUUUUUCGGUUAUAUAAAAUACGGAUCUAGCGCCAGUGGUAGCGUUACUUUUAAUCUACCCGCGGGUGAAAUAAUGGCGCAAAGUAUCAAAAUAAUGUUCGCCAUCGCCAUUUUUAUCACGCACGCCCUUCAAGGAUACGUUCCAGUUGAUAUUAUCUGGAACACUUAUCUCGAUCAAAAGAUACAGAAGAGGAAAAUCUUCUGGGAGUACGUCUGUCGGACUGUUAUCACUUUAGCCACGUUCACUUUGGCCAUCACAGUUCCCAGAUUGGCCCUCUUCAUCUCCCUGUUCGGUGCUCUCUGUCUGUCCGCCCUUGGCAUCGCGUUCCCAGCGAUCAUCGAGAUCUGCGUGCUCUGGCCGAACCGAGACUUCGGGCCUUGCAUGAUCAUGUUCAUCAAAAACAUAUUUCUGAUCGUAUUCGGUCUCUUGGGCCUCGUGAUCGGCACGUACGUCAGCAUCGUCGAGAUAAUAAGGUCAUUCAAGUGAAGUUCGCGAGCGAUAUUUAGGCAGGAACGAUCGAAGGAAGGCAGACAGUUUGGUGAAGAGGUAGGAAAAGCAAAAGAGAAAGAGAGGCAAAGAGACGAAGAGUUUGGGAACGAGCUUGCUCGAGUAUCGAGGACGAAGUCACGGCUUCGUUACAAGUUUUAUAGCUUAAUGAGCGGCGCCUUUUAGGUAGACAGGUUAUCUCCAAUGCGGCUGGGAGUCGUUCUUAGUGAAAACAUUCGCGAGCAAUGCAUUCCGGAAAUGCUUCUCGUCCCGCGUGAUCGCCGCCAUUGUUAGAGCACUUAGGCCAAGUUUAGAUGUUUUAUUAAGAGUUAACGGCGAAGAGUCGUUCAGUGUUGGGUUAAAGAAAUAUCGUGGAAGUCGAUGGGGCUCUUCGACGUUCUUUCGAGUUUAAUUGGAAUUGGCGGUUGCUGAUGGAAUCUCGCGGAACAUUAAUCUACGUAUUUAUCAACUUAAUGCGAGAUUAUACCGCACGUUCCGUUUAGCUGAUUGUUAAUAAGGGUUUUAGGUUCGAAUCGUGGCGAAUGUUUGUAGAAUUUCUCAUGUUACUAUAACGUAUAUUGUGUAUUGGGGGAGGAACGAAAUCGGAAGGGGAUUGUUCGAGAGACAUUCUCUAGAAACGAUCAGAUGAAUAUAGAAAGUAAUUUAUAGAUUCUUACUUUUGUUUAAAAGGUUCUUUUAUACUAAUGUUUCAUUCUAUCUCUCGUAUAUUUUCGAGUUGGAAAUUUUGUAACUUGAAGAACCUUUCGUCCGAGUCUCUAAUCUGAUAGAAUUCUAAUAUACAGGGGUAACUAUUGACACAAGCGGAAAGGGGGUGAUUCUACGCGAAAAAAGAAGUCGAAAAUAUAGAACAACAAUUUUUCGUUCGAGGCUUUGUUUUCGAGAAAAUCAACUUUGAAUUUUCGCUCGGUACGCGUGCACUUUAUCGCGUCUCGUUAUAACGCAUCUCACUGUAGAUCGUUGUCUCGAUGGAAAAAUUAAAAGAAAAAAUUUUUAUUCUAUAUUUUCGACUUCUUUUUUCAUGUAAGAUCACCCCCUUUCCGCUUGUACCACCAGUUACCAACCACCCUGUAUAUUCUAUAGAAUAUACUAUAUUUAAAUGUUUGUUUUCAAUUAGGCUACGAACUUCCAAAGAAACGGGUACCAGGAUUAUUGGUAUAUCGUAAUGGGUAUAUCGAAUUUCAGGUUUCAGAGUUUAGCCGUGUGCUCUUAACGCAUGAAAUUUGGCCUAGUUUGGAAUGGAGAAAAGCGCAGAUAUAUCAUUCCAGUCGAACAUAGUCGUUGAUGAAUUUGAAAAUUCCACAUUAUUGUUCAAAAGGCCUCUGAACAGCUUCUAAGCUUCCGAUAUAAUAAUCGGAUUUUUUAUAUAGAUCAUGAAACUAUCGAGCAAACAUUGAUUUAUAAAUCUGUUGAUAAAAGUAGCAAGACUUCGACUAUCUUACUAUUCUUCUGUAAGGCGAUUAAUUGUAUAAGUAAUGGGAAGGAAUGUUUCACAUAUGCAGAUCGAAAAAUUACCGUAGAAGUAUUGAUCUAUCAAUUAAAAAAUUGCUCGCAGAAACAAAGAUCAAGAUAAUCAACUAAUCAUAAAUAUAAAAAAUGAACAGAGCCUUACACAGGGACACGACUUAUAUGCAAAGUUUUCAACAAAUCUGAUCGUUAUAAACUAAAUCAUAGUAUUCACAGCUAUAUCGAUGGAAAAGCUUCCCUUUCGAAUUAGAAGUAUAUUAGGUCAAACGAAUAUCGUCCAUUUAAAUAAUACACACAAAGAAGAGUGCCCCAGUAACACGGUGCCUAUGUAAAUGAUUAAUACCUAGCACACUUUAGUUGCACUGCCUGAGAGCAUAUUAAACAGAACAAACGUGUUCUUUCAAUUGCUCUUAUAAUUCGAAAGUAUCUGAAUUAAUUACACGUAGAAAGCCAAGUAGACGAUCUGUAAGAUUUAACGUCGUAGAUGAUUAAGACGCGUAAUUUUACAAGCCAAUUCUAAUUCAAAGGUACAAUUAUUAACGAUUGUUUAUGAAAUUGAAUUUGAAAUGUUCAACCAUUCGACUUCCAUUUUAUGUGCAAUUUUAUACGUGGUCUGUUUCAAAAGUAACGACGUUGCUUCAUUCGUAAUUUAGAUUUGUUUUUGGAAGAAUAUCUCGAACUUUUCAACCAGUUCAAACAAAUUUCUAAGAACAUUGCAUUUUAUUUCUAAUACUAUUAAUUUGGUUCCUAAUUCGAAUUUUUGCAGAAAAAUAUUUUCAAGGUAAUUUUUUAACCAUUUAAAGAGAUCAAUCCUUGUCUGAUAAACUACGUAAUCUGUUUCCGUAUUUUUGGAAAUUCUUUUUCUCGGAAAUUUCGGUAACUAUACUUUCAGAAAAGAUUGUUGAUCUGUAAUUCAAAUUUAUAAACAGAAAUAUUUUCGAGAAAUAUGUUUCCAAUUAUUUUAAAGAAAUAAAUCCUGUAAGAUUGUAUUCCAUCUCUGUAUUAAAAAAAAAAAAUCUUUUCCACAAACUCUUGAAAAUGUUAUUUCUAAAAAGAACUACACAUGCAAUUUGAUUACUUUUGGAACAGUUUCACAAUAUCAAGCGAUUGUUAGGUAGAAUCAUACGAUGCCUAACACUGAACAUAGAGCGCUCUUCGGAGGAAAAAGAAACAAAAAAAAAAAAAAAAUAGGAAAAUUAUAAAAAAAAAUGUGGAAGAACCGUCGCGAUAAACGAAAACCUGUGAUCGAAGAUUUUAUAGAGGAACGGACGUUGCAUUUCUACCGAAUUGUUGAUUGUCGUCGUUGAACGAGUUUACAAACGUACAUACGGGUGUUAAUUGUUCUUCAACCACGAAACCGAGAUAUGUUUUUGUAUUUCGUUCAAGAGCUUUUCUUUCGUUCUCGAUGAUACGAGUACUUACGUUCAUUCGAAUGUGAUUCAAAUGUUGACGAAAAAAUUGGAUUCCUUAUAUCUCUCAUUUGAGAAAGCACAAGAUUGGGAAAACGUGCAAGAAUUAGUACUAGUAUUACCGAAGAAGUGACUAUAAAUAUCGAGAAAGUAACGUAUAGUCAUUGAUUACACACAUUGGCGAGAAAAAACAUACGAACUUGAGUUGAUAUUACUUAGGAGGAUGCUGGUAACUAAAAAUCAGGAAAACAGUGUGUAGUCACUGACUAUAGGCAUUAUCGAAAUUCGUAUUUUUAACCGAAAGGAGUUUUAAGUUGACAAAGUUGAAAAUAGGAGAAAGACUGGUAUAGUCACGAAGUCUAUGUCAACCGAGCCAAAAAAUUUAAUUUUUUAUAUAAAAUAAUUUACAGUCACGACUAUAAAGUGAGGAAUCCUAUACCUUUAUCGACUAUACGAUCUAGGCCAGAGAAACAUUUUUGUUGGAAAUAAUGGUAUUUAUAAUUACGACUAUAAGACUUAUAAUUAUUGAUUACGAAGAAAAGUUUCCAUUUUAUAUCAUUUUAUAAUAAUCUGUUAUAUAAACAGGGUGUAAAAUAGGUAGUUAAACUAUGAUAUCGUAUCUUGCUCUUCCUAAGGAUCGACAUCAUAUGAACAUAUAUGUAGAGAUUCAAACAAACUUUCUUUGUGAUGAGAAAAGUGAUAGUAAUACCAUGUCUGAAACCACGUGUGAAAUAAUGAUCUUUCUCCACGGUGAAAGCAAAGUUUAACUAACCUAUAUCGACUACACGAAUCGAUUAUCUCCAAUCCGAGCCAAAAACUAGCAAAUUCUAAUCAUCUCGAAUUUGCCCAACCAUAAACAAUUAUGUACUCUCUUCAAACAAAAAAGAAGGUUAAGUAAUUGUUGAGCGAUAACUGAGAAUAAGAUUUUACACGCAAAUUGCGUUAGAUUGCGGAUUUUUAUGCAUUUAUGAUAAAUUUUAAAUGGAGAAAUUCGCAGAAUGCAUGUAAUAUACAUAAAGUAUUCAAAUUUGAGUACGCGUCAUAAUUUUCAGUGGACGAACAAAUUGCCAUGCCUUGAGCUUCUUUAGUUCUCUUUAUAAAUAUAUGAAAUUACAUAAAAAUUCGCAAUCUAAUUAUUCUACAGAAAUAUAGAGACAGAGAAUCCUGUCAACGUUUGAAUCACUUGUGUGCCAUGAUCGUACGCUAGGACGAAGAAAAACAACGAGACACAAACGGCCAACAAUAAUAAAUAAAAGAAGGAAGGUCUAACCUAUAAGCCGGCUGACGCCAGCAAUGAAAACCGUAGCUCAUCGUUAAUGCCUUAUUUUCUAUUCGUUCGUGGCGUUUGUAUAAUGCAUGAUACUUGCGGCUGCGAACCAAGCAGGCUGAAUCAAAGAUCAAAGUUUAAUAAUGAACAAACGUACCGUGAAAACGAGACGCACCGCUACUUCUGUACCACCGUCACUGCCGGGAACUAGCUCGGGUCAUCGCGCGUCGUGAUGACAUACACACACAAUGACACGUUAAAUAACACAUGAGUGAAAUUGAAAGACCGGUCACGACCUCCUCGUUGAACGAUCCGCGAGAAACGACAUCUCGUUCGACAUUCACGCGGGACCGACACGAAAAGUCCCGACGCCACACGGAUUCGCUCGAAUCAUCCUCUCCACUCCUUCGCGCUUUCGACGGGGCUACAUACAAUCGACGAUCGCACAAUCGUAUUUACGACCUUCCGUUCGAUUUUCGUUCGCCGCCUCUGGGACGCUUACCGAAAACGAAAUUUCGCUCGGUUUGCUUCUUUUCGAUAUUAAUCGAUCGUCAGUGGCGGAUCUAAAAACUUUUCUGGGGGAAGGGAUUGCUUAAAAGUACACGAGUAUAUUUUUGAAUCUUCUUUUGCAAGGUUUAAGAUCUGUUUGUAAUUUAUAUGUUAAUAUCUCUAUCUGAUACUAUAAACUAAAUAACUAAAUUUACAUUAAUUGUAUACUUAACAAAUUUUCAGAAUCUGACACAAUAUUCUUACAUUUUAUUACUCUUAGGGGACGCCCCUAUCGCUCACCUCUCGAUCCGCCAUUGUCGAUGGUAGCUACUAUCGAUUCGUUUUCUUCGAUUACUCUGGGCAAUAUCGUUGAUCGAUGAAACUGUUACAGAUGACACUGUUGCUGGUAUUAAACGUUUUUUUAAGUAUUAUUAUUAAAGAUUCUUUUCAAUUAUUUAAUUAUAAAGAAUAGAAAAAUAUUAAAUAUUCUUUUACUAUUAGGUUGUUGCAUAGUGAAUGAUGUUUCAAGAUAAUUUAAACAAAUUCAUAUCUUUGUACUGCAUACUGUACUCUUGAAAACACUAAAAUGAAUUAUUUUAAAAAUAUCGUCAAACCAGUGGAAGAAAGCAGACUGAAGUCAUUUGAACAAGGUAAUACGUACACAAAAACAGUUGUUGAAUGUUUUAUGAUUUCGAAAUAGCCGAAAUAAGAGUUCAAGGUAAAGUGACAUUUAUUUGUUAUGCAACAGUCUGAUAUUAACCUCUUCGGUGCGAUCGUUGACUUUAGCUAUCAGAUAUAAUCAUACUUAUAUAGUGACAAUAAUAUGACUAACCUCGUCUAUAGUGUCAUAAUUAUAUGAGUAAGAUAAUAUUUUCUUUUGCAUUAUUCCUGUUUUUAAUAUAUUUUUCUAUUUAUUCAAAACAAAUAGAAAACUCUACACAGAACAAUUAUGUUUUAUUAAAAAAACACGUGUUACAAAAAAGUAAUUGUACUAAAAUGACUAUCAUACCGAAGAGGUUAGAAAUACUUCCCUCUCAUUUCAGUAGCAUUUUAACGUUCUUUGCUUUGUUAAGUAUUUCGUAAUAAAUAAAUGUUGUAAUAUCGUUGUUAAUAAUCAUAUGUUAAUUAAAUAUUGAAUGGUUAGGAAUAAUGAUAUUAUAGUAUAUAGAGUUGCACGUUGGAAUGAGAACUGUAGUAAACUGAGAAAGAAUUGCAAAGGCGAUAUUGCUCGUUGCAUUAGACGUGUAUUAUAAUACGUAUAUUGUUAAUGGUUCCUGUUGAAAAUUUUCGAAGGGCAAAAAUGAAAAUCGAAAAUCGUACUUAUGGAUUUCUCACGAUUACGGUAACGAUUGGUGCAAUUAACUUCGCGUCUACGAAGCGUUUUUAAUCGUUAUUUGUCGACUGCGCCGACUUUUAAGUCAGGAAACGAUCGUCAAGAGUUGUAUGUUUCUAAAGAUUUUUUCUUAAAAGAUCUGCAUUUUUCGCGUAUAUUUUAAAUCUGAAGUUUUCUUUUUUUGUUUGUUUUUGGUCACUAUAUUUCUGAUAUAAUAAACUCUCUAUUCUUA
Messenger RNA from Bombus huntii, 8655 nucleotides. Its product is annotated as proton-coupled amino acid transporter-like protein CG1139. NCBI's taxonomy places the organism in Eukaryota, Metazoa, Arthropoda, Insecta, Hymenoptera, Apidae. Gene Ontology annotation, cellular component: vacuolar membrane. Gene Ontology annotation, biological process: amino acid transmembrane transport. The record is from RefSeq and is a predicted model, not a curated record. The coding region runs from base 1037 to 2440 and encodes 467 amino acids. Gene Ontology annotation, molecular function: amino acid transmembrane transporter activity. The transcript is spliced from 10 exons.